UGGUAGCUUAACGCACGUUUCUCUCAUUUUGCAAACCAUCAUUCGCUAUUAAAACCAACAGAUAGUUUAGUGUGCUCGAUUCGUGUAGAAUUUUUCGCGAAUACGUUAAUUCGGUCGUUUUUUUUUUGUUUUUUUUUCUUCGGUCGUCUUUCUUUCGUUUUAUUUCCUUUUUUCUUUUUCUUUUUUUUUUCAAUGGCUUGUUAAAUAUUCGCUGUAGUGGGUUUUGUGCGGUUUUGCUUCGCGAUGUACCCGACGUUGUGGUGAAGUGACUUUUCAUCAUGGUUUGGUGUAUUGUGCUCAUGUAAAUGCAAUCGUCAUUAGGAAUCGAGGCUCGCUGGAGCAUAAAGCUGCUUCAGUUUGCCACCGACAACAUCGAGCAAUAUGUCUAAAGGAAUAUCUUGAAGUUCUCGCUAAUUAGCAGAAUGAUCAGCGGCGUGGUAGGCCGACAUAUGAGUUUAAAACGGAAAGAAAGCGCUCAGGUGCUACCGGGGCCAACCAUUACACCGGCUUAUAGCCCUCGGUAUCGUGGCAGGAGAAGAGCUGUGACUACAUCAGAUCACAAGACAUGUGCGCUAAUACAAACCAGAGUGAAGCUUGGCGACAUCAUGCUAGCAGCAGCUCAAGAGGCGGCGGCACAACAUCGUGCGGGUCGUGACUGGUCCUCCAUUACAGCAAUGGGAGGCCCAUCACAACCCGGGGCUAAUGUGGAGAAGGCGGCCCCCGGGCCGUCUUCACUGUUUGUCUUCGGAGAAAAUAAUCCCAUACGACGCUACACACGCUUCAUUAUCGAAUGGCCUCCAUUCGAAUAUGCAGUACUGCUGACAAUCAUAGCGAAUUGUAUAGUAUUAGCAUUAGAAGAACAUCUACCAAAAAAUGAUAGGACAACACUAUCACAAACUUUGGAAAAAACGGAGAAUUUUUUCUUAGCCAUUUUUUGCGUAGAAGCAGUAGUGAAAAUUUUAGCUUUAGGUUUCGUUCUUCAUCGUGGCGCAUAUCUUCGUAAUGUGUGGAAUAUGAUGGAUUUUAUAGUUAUAGUUACAGGGGUCUUAACGUGUUUGCAAGGUAGUGGUGAUGAAAGUAUGGACUUGCGUACAUUAAGAUCAUUAAGGGUACUUCGUCCUUUGAAAUUAGUUUCUGGCAUACCCAGUUUGCAAGUAGUAUUGAAAUCCAUCAUAAAGGCCAUGGCACCGCUGUUGCAAAUAGGUUUAUUAGUAUUAUUCGCCAUCAUCAUAUUUGCCAUCAUUGGAUUAGAAUUUUACUCGGGAGCGUUGCACAAGACCUGUUAUCGAAUAGAAAAUUUAGACCUUUCAUACACCGAUGAUCCUACGCCGUGUUCAAAUGAAUCAUCGACUACGUGGAAUAAAGGUUUUAUCUGCAACAGCGAGGAAGCCAUUUGUUUGGAGGAUUGGGAAGGGCCAAAUUACGGUAUAACAUCUUUCGAUAAUAUUGGAUUGGCUAUGCUAACUGUGUUCCAGUGUAUCACCAUGGAGGGUUGGACCACCAUACUGUAUUGGAUGAACGAUGCUCAUGGAAGUUUUUACAAUUGGAUGUAUUUUGUGCCGUUGAUCGUACUCGGUUCGUUUUUCAUGUUGAAUUUAGUUCUCGGUGUUCUCAGCGGGGAAUUUGCAAAAGAGAGAGAAAAAGUAGAAAAUAGACAAACUUUUUUAAAAUUAAGAAGACAGCAGCAACUGGAACGUGAGUUAGAUGGCUACAUCGAAUGGAUUUGUAAAGCAGAAGAGGUAAUAUUAUCUGAAGAUAGAACAACUGACGAAGAACGAUUGCACAUAAUGGAAUCGAGAAGAAGAGCGGCAGCAAAAUCGAAAAAAUUACGCAACGUUGGUAAAAGUAAAAGCACUGAUACCGAAGAAGAAGACGUAGAAGACGAAGAAGGCAUGGACGGAGGCGAAGGCGGCGGCGAAGAUGAAUUUGACGCGUUUGUUAUAGCACCAGAGAAGAAAUAUAGAAAAGGAAUAUCGAGAGCAAUAUAUUUAAAAAAUAAGGUCAAAAAGAAAGGAAUGUGCGCUAGCUUUUGGAGAGCAGAAAAAAGAUUUAAGUAUUCCAUCAGACGAAUGGUUAAAGCCACGUGGUUUUAUUGGUUCGUCAUUAUGUUGGUGUUCCUGAAUACGGUAUUCGUAGCCGUAGAACAUCGGGGUCAACCGGCAUUUCUCGAUAAAUUUGUCUUUUAUUCGGAAUACAUAUUUCUCGGUUUAUUUAUGUCGGAAAUGUUGAUUAAAAUGUACGCUUUGGGUCCAAGAACUUAUUUCCAAUCAGCGUUCAAUCGUUUCGACUGCAUUGUGAUAUUAGGAUCUAUUUUUGAAGUUGUUUGGUCUCACUAUAAAACUGGAUCAUUCGGUUUUUCAGUAUUAAGAGCUUUAAGAUUGCUAAGAAUAUUUAAAGUGACCAAAUACUGGUCUUCUUUACGAAAUCUUGUGAUAUCAUUAUUAAAUUCUAUGCGUUCCAUUAUAUCGCUUUUGUUUCUUUUGUUUUUGUUCAUUUUGAUAUUUGCACUUUUGGGCAUGCAACUUUUUGGCGGCCAGUUCAAUUUUGAAGGAGGAACUCCGCCCACAAAUUUUGAUACGUUUCCUAUCGCUUUAAUUACAGUCUUCCAAAUACUUACCGGUGAGGAUUGGAACGAAGUAAUGUAUAAAGGUAUUCGUUCCCAGCAAAUAGAAGGAAAAAGUGGAGCUAUGCUAUACGCCAUGUAUUUUAUAAUUCUCGUAUUAUUUGGUAAUUACACAUUGCUCAACGUUUUCUUGGCUAUCGCCGUCGAUAAUUUAGCUAAUGCUCAAGAACUGACUGCUGCUGAAGAGCAAGCUGAAGAAGAAGAUAAAGAAAAACAACAACAAGAGUUAGAAAAGGAGUUAGAGGCACUUCAUAUGAUAACGGAUGGAAAUACGCCUCGGGUACAAAUAAAUUCGCCAUCGCCAUCAGACAGCAUGAGUAAAUGGCAUAAACAUCACAAGUGUAAAGACGAUGAAAAAAGUGUAGAAGACGAUAAUGGUGAUGAUUCGGGCCCAAAACCAAUGUUACCUUACACAUCCAUGUUCAUCUUAUCGCCAACCAAUGCUUUACGAAGAGCAGCUCAUUGGGUUGUGAAUUUGAGAUAUUUUGAUAUGUUCAUCAUGAUUGUGAUAGUACUGAGCAGUAUGGCAUUAGCCACGGAGGAUCCUGUCAACGAACAUUCGGAAAGGAAUAAAAUUUUGAAUUACCUAGAUCAUUGUUUCACUGGUGUAUUUGCUGUGGAAAUGUUUCUCAAAAUUAUCGAUUUAGGGAUCAUAUUACACCCAGGAUCUUACUUGAGAGAAUUUUGGAAUGUACUCGAUGCCAUCGUUGUAAUCUGCGCUUUAGUUUCAUUAUCAAUGGAAAUAACCGGACUUAACGCUAACAAUGCCACUACUGGCAAAGGGAAAUCCGCCACCGCUAAUCUAGGAACCAUUAAAUCAUUAAGAGUGUUGAGAGUAUUGAGACCUUUGAAAACUAUCAAAAGAGUACCCAAACUGAAAGCAGUAUUUGAUUGCGUCGUGAACUCUCUAAAAAAUGUCAUCAACAUCUUGAUCGUAUACAUGUUAUUUCACUUUAUCUUUGCUGUCAUUGCUGUACAACUGUUCAAUGGGAAAUUCUUCUUUUGUAAUGAUGCGAGCAAAGCUACCGAAGAAGAAUGUCAGGGAUAUUAUUUGGCUUAUGAAGACAACAACCCGGAGGUGAAUGCGGAUUAUUAUAUGCCUGAAAAAGUGACGAGAAAUUGGACCAGAAGAUCAUUUCAUUACGAUAACGUAUUUGUCGCUAUGUUAACCUUAUUCGCAGUACAAACUGGAGAAGGAUGGCCUCAAAUUUUACAACAUUCUAUGGCAGCCACUUACGAUGGAAGAGGACCCAUUGAUAAUUAUCGUAUUGAAAUGGCUAUAUUUUACGUGAUUUACUUCAUCGUGUUUCCUUUUUUCUUCGUGAACAUCUUCGUUGCCUUGAUUAUCAUCACGUUUCAAGAACAAGGAGAGGCUGAAUUACAAGAUGGAGAAAUUGAUAAAAAUCAAAAAUCCUGCAUUGAUUUUACGAUAAAUGCGAUACCAUUCGAAAGAUACAUGCCGAAAGAUCGAAACAGCUUCAAGUAUAAAGUGUGGAGAGUGGUUGUGUCGAAUUUAUUUGAAUAUUUCAUCAUGAUGUUGAUCGUAUUCAACACGUUACUACUGAUGAUGAAAUAUCACAAUCAAGCUAAAUCAUACGAAAUUGCGCUGAGCUACAUGAACAUGCUGUUCACAUCCAUGUUUACCAUUGAAUGCAUAAUGAAAAUUAUAGCCUUUGGAGUCAGGAAUUUCUUCAAAGACGCUUGGAACGUUUUCGAUUUCAUUUGUGUGAUAGGAAGUUUAGUGGACGCCGGCUUGACUUUGUUUGCGAAUAAAGCGAAUUUACCAAAUCUUGGAUUUCUAAGAUUGUUUCGAGCAGCCAGAUUGAUCAAGUUAUUAAGACAAGGAUAUACGAUACGAAUCUUGCUGUGGACCUUCGUUCAGUCUUUCAAAGCGUUACCUUAUGUCUGCUUGCUGAUAGGAAUGUUGUUUUUCAUCUAUGCCAUUAUUGGAAUGCAAAUGUUUGGGAACAUUGAUAUCGAAACAGACAAUGAGAUAAAUAGGCACAAUAAUUUUCAAAAUUUCAUACAAGCGUUAAUGUUACUGUUCAGGUGCGCUACGGGGGAAGCUUGGCCAAAUAUAAUGUUAGCAUGCAUAAGUGGUCAAGCUUGUGCCAAGCCAACUGAUCCAAAUAGUCAAAAUAACAACACCGCUGUCGCUAAAACUGACGAUGGUGCUGCGGGAGAGUGUGGUUCGAAUAUCGCAUAUCCGUAUUUCGUUUCGUUUAUAUUUUUUUGUUCUUUUUUGAUGUUGAAUUUGUUCGUUGCCGUUAUUAUGGAUAAUUUUGAUUAUUUAACGAGAGACCCGUCCAUUUUAGGAGCUCAUCAUUUAGACGAAUUUGUUAGAAUAUGGGCCGAGUACGACCCUAAUGCUACCGGUCGAAUACAUUAUACAGAAAUGUACGACAUGUUGAAGAACAUAGACCCACCGUUGGGAUUCGGAAACAAGUGUCCGAAUAGGUUUGCGUAUAAGAAAUUGAUACGAAUGAAUAUGCCAGUAGAUGAAGAAGGCAAAGUGCAAUUUACAUCAACGUUGUUUGCACUGAUUCGUGAAAAUCUGUGCAUAAAAAUGAGAUGCGCCGAUGAAAUGGAUCAAGCUGAUGAAGAACUGAGAGAAACAAUCAGGAACAUAUGGCCAUUGCAGGCUAAGAAAAUGAUCGAUCUUUUGGUUCCUCCCCACGAUGAAGUAAACGAGGGAAAAGUCACCGUGGGCAAAAUAUACGCCGGUUUACAAAUACUGGAAUGCUGGAGAGCAACCAGAUUCAAAAAGACUGAUAACGGUAAUCCGCCGCGAUCUUCGUUUUUCAAUUGUCUGUUGGAUGUGGCCGCUGAGACUUGGGCCAGCAAUGGUAACCGUCCUCAAGAACACGAAUCCGAAAGUGCCUGUUUGUUGACGCGAAAGAACACAAGUAAAAGGUCGAAAAAGGUAGUCAUUACAACCAAGUAAAUUAAAAUAUUCUAACGAGAGAAUUAACCAUAUUCUAAAAACAAAUUACUUAGUUCUGUCUUAGUUGGUUUUUAAUUUAAUUUUUUUUACCGGUUUUUUUUUUCAUUUUUAUUAUUUAUCUUUAUUUUUUUUUAGUAGAUGCGCUCUCUAGCGUAUCAAUAUGAAAGCGAGUUUUUCAACUUGAAGUAGCGAAUUAAAAAAUAAUUUUAAAAAGCAUGAUAGCGAUAAUUUUUCGAGAAAAGAUUUCUUAUCGUAAUGGUAAAAUUUAGACAAGAACUGGAGUUAUUUUAAUUUGAAGUAGUUUUUGGUAUUGUCUACUGGAAAUGCCCUUCUCCAAUAUAUUAUCUACUCGAGGAAAAUAAUUUCCAGUUUACAAGACUUUUCGAAAGAGAUUCUGAUUCAAAAACUUCCUUCAGUUUACCUCCAAUAAGUUAUUGGUUAGUUAUUAUUGGCGGAAAACGUACCGAAAUAAUUUUUGAACAGUAUCUUAAGUUUAUUUUUGUCUCAGCACCAUUUAUAAUCGUGACAACACACGCAAUUAUUGUUUUAACUACGCUAAUACAAUGCUUAUAGAUAGUAAUGCAUCCUCUAAAGGCAUUCGCUUUGCUAUUCUAAAUUUUUUUUCACUUGUCGACCUACAUCGAUUUAAUUUGCAUACAUAGCAAUACAGUAGAAGCUAAAUUUAAGUAGGUAUUAAUUUAUUCGAAGGAUUUUGUGUUAGCGAAGAAAAAAAAAUAGAAAUAUUCAAUUAAAAAUUUUCCAAUAGACAAAAAUUGAAAAAAAAUAAAUGUUAGUUGAAGUUAUUUUAAUUUGAAAAAUAUAUUUAAAGUAACCUACAGCUAGCUAUUCUUGCGACGUGUAUUUACUUUUAUUAAUAAAAUAUUUUGAUA
This is a messenger RNA of Planococcus citri (citrus mealybug), 6457 nucleotides long. It is a transcript of the gene cac, whose product is annotated as cacophony. The record is from RefSeq and is a predicted model, not a curated record. Gene Ontology annotation, biological process: calcium ion import across plasma membrane; chemical synaptic transmission. Gene Ontology annotation, cellular component: voltage-gated calcium channel complex; membrane. Gene Ontology annotation, molecular function: calcium ion binding; high voltage-gated calcium channel activity. NCBI's taxonomy places the organism in Eukaryota, Metazoa, Arthropoda, Insecta, Hemiptera, Pseudococcidae. Bases 423 to 5567 code for a protein of 1714 amino acids. The transcript has 37 exons.